Helobdella robusta is the source of this 813-nucleotide messenger RNA. RefSeq lists its product as hypothetical. Gene Ontology annotation, molecular function: protein binding. The transcript is spliced from 9 exons. The record is from RefSeq and is a predicted model, not a curated record. NCBI's taxonomy places the organism in Eukaryota, Metazoa, Annelida, Clitellata, Rhynchobdellida, Glossiphoniidae. The coding region runs from base 1 to 813 and encodes 270 amino acids.
AUGUCAAAAGUUAAGAAGAUAGUUGAGGAAGUGCGAGAUUCAAAUUCAACGGAAAUCGAUCUUGUCGAUCGUGGAAUCAUUAAUUUCGCUGAUGUUCCGGGUUUAUUUCAGUUAAGGAAUUUGACAAAAAUAUCAAUCAGCCAUAACAAAAUAGUUGAAGUACCGCCUGCUAUUGCAGAGUUCAUCAACUUAGAAGUGUUGAAUCUCUUCAACAAUUACAUUGAGAUCUUACCCACGUCAAUAAGCACUUUGCAGAAAUUAAAAAUACUGAAUUUAGGGAUGAAUCGUCUUAAUGAGCUUCCUCGUGGUUUUGGUGCAUUUCCAAGUCUGGAAGUUCUUGAUCUGACUUACAACAACCUGUCAGAGAAUAAACUGCCUGGAAAUUUCUUUUGCUUAAAUACUUUGAGAGCCCUGUACCUAGGUGAUAAUGAUUUUGAGACACUCCCAAAUCAAAUCAACAAACUUGUUAAUCUACAAAUUUUGGUCCUGAGAGAGAAUGACUUGAUAUCCAUCCCAAAAGAGAUUGGAGAGUUGAGCCGUUUGAAAGAACUCCACAUACAAGGGAAUCGACUUACCGUUCUUCCACCAGAAUUAGGAGAUCUCGAUUUGGUAGGUCAAAAGCAAGUUUUCAAAGCAGAGAACAAUCCUUGGGUUCAUCCAAUUCAGGAGCAACUCCUGCUGGGCGUCUCUCAUUUGUUUGAGUACUUGCGGACUGAUACUUAUAAAUAUUUGUACGGUCGACACAUGAAUGCCGACGCCCCACCGCCACCAAAGACAAAUGACAAGUCGAAGAAAAUCAGCAGAAAGCAUUGA